Messenger RNA from Cherax quadricarinatus, 509 nucleotides. The record is from RefSeq and is a predicted model, not a curated record. Lineage: Eukaryota; Metazoa; Arthropoda; Malacostraca; Decapoda; Parastacidae.
GAGAGCGAGAGUGUUGUCAAGGGAGGUGGCGCAUCACACUACAGUCUGGAGGAUCAUAAAGCUCAUGGCACUACUGUGUGGUAGAGGAGUAGUCUAGUCUUACUUGCAACCUAAGCCAUGGGUAAACCUGAUUUUUCACCCCGUGGUGGUGGCGGUGGUUUCCGUGGAGGCCGUGGUGGAGGAGGAGGCCGUGGUGGAUUUUCGCCAGGAGGCCGUGGUGGAUUUUCGCCAGGAGGCCGUGGUGGAUUUUCGCCAGGAGGCCGAGGUGGAUUUUCACCAGGAGGUCGAGGUGGUUUCCGUGGAGGCAGAGGUGGCCGUGGAGGGGACCGUGGUGGUUCCCGAGGCCGUGGUGGACGAGGUGGAGGAAGAGCAACACUGGUAUGCCUACUGGGUGUCAUGAUUGCUUGGCAGAUACGAGAUAUGGUAAUUAAGAGAUCAAAACAUGAUUCACAGACACAGCUAGCUCCUAAGACAGAAUGGAACUGAACACGUAUUCACGAAGGCUGGGA